Molecule: messenger RNA, 333 nt
Organism: Penicillium daleae
Lineage: Eukaryota; Fungi; Ascomycota; Eurotiomycetes; Eurotiales; Aspergillaceae
Product: DUF3716 domain-containing protein
Exons: 2
Coding region: 1-333 (110 amino acids)
Source: RefSeq, a predicted model, not a curated record
AUGUCUGGCAGACGCAAGGAUGAGCUGCUGGCCCAAAAACGGUUCAAUGUCGAAUCUGCGGUGAUCUUUUGCCAGGGAGUGGUGAAGGACAACGAGCAUAUGUGCAACCACUGUCAGGAAGGAUGGGGCCCCUGGUCAAAGUGUGUGCAACUGGCCGGAGGAGAGGGGUAUUCUCGUGCCUGUGCAAACUGCAUCUGGAAUGGAGAAUAUGAGCGAUGCAGCUUCUGGCAGGCCGAGCAGGACCCGGCGACCCUGGGGAUUCAAAACCGGGCCACCAACGGAAUAAGCCCUCAAUCACAAAGAGAACGGCCAAUGAAGCAUGGGCAGAUAUGA